UCCGUCCUCUCUGCUCGCCGCCGUGUGGACGCUCUCUGCUGACACCCAACAUGAAGCUGUCCGGGCUGCUGGCUGUGUUUUCUCUGCUCUGUGCUGACCGGACAUGUUUGGGGCUGUCGCAUCCCAAACCGGCCUGUCGCUAUCCGCCUUCUCAGUGGUGUCGCUCCCUGGAAAUAGCGUUAGAGUGUAAGGUUCAGAAACAGUGUAUGGAGGUGAAUGCCACUCGGCCAAACCAGGCUGUUCCUCCAGUGUCCGUCGCUCUGUAUUAUGAGAGCAUGUGUCCAGACUGCAGAGUCUUCCUCACCCAGCAGCUGUUCCCCACCUGGACGAUGCUGCAGGACAUCAUGGCCGUCACACUGGUGCCUUAUGGGAACGCUAAGGAGAUUCCAUCUGCAAAUUCUCCCUUCACCUGUCAGCACGGACAACCUGAGUGCAGAGGAAACAUGAUUGAGGCCUGUAUCAUCCAUUUAAUGGGACACUCGGCUGCAUUUCACAUCAUCUACUGCAUGGAGUCGUCUGCAGAUGUUCUCAGUGCUGCACAGCCUUGCCUCCAGCUGUACGCUCCCUCUGUCUCCUGGUCCAGCGUUGAGUCCUGCGUGGAAGGAAGUCUGGGAAACCAGCUGAUGCACAAGAACGCUGCCAUGACCAGAGCUCUGAACCCUGCCCACACACACGUCCCAUGGGUCACCCUCAAUGGGGAAUACACAGAAGAGAAUGAAGACAAGGCGACAUUGUCCCUUUUCCAGUUGGUCUGUCAGCUGUACAAGGGUGUGAAGCCUCCAGCCUGCACUGGAGCGGCGGUCCGACUGAACAGAAGCUUUUGCUGAAUACAACAAAACUAAUUUCUAAAUGUCUGUGGGCCCUGCAUGAAAACUGCAUGAAAUCAUAUUAAAAUGUUUAGUCACAGAAUAUUCACCACCAGCAUAGACUGAGUUUUUGUGUCACAAAGCAGAAUAUUAUUAAAUUCCUCGUGUCCUGUAUGUUGUGGGUUUAAAUAUGAAAUUGAAUUAAAUCAGAGUUGUCCUACAUCAAGGCAUCCAUAUCAUAAACAAAACAUAGCCAGAUGCUUAUAAAUUUCCAUAUAGUUUAUUGGCAUCUUUCACUUAAAACACCCUGAACUCCCGAGACUCUUUUGGCUUAAAAUGCGAAACAAAAAUAUAGUUAAUUUCUUUGACAAAAACAUUGGAGUGGCAGGUGUAUACAUACUUGUAAAGUAUACUUGAUUUUUAGGCUCCAGAACAUAAAAUCAAAUGUCCUAUGUUACAGUACUUUGUCUCGACAGACACAUUUUGAAGAAUAAAUACUUUUUUUUUUUUUUUUUUUAUAGAAGUUUGCACGACACAGAGGCUGAGAAAACGAGACAUCAUGAACAGUAAUGGAGGCGGAAUCAGCGCAACACAAUAACAGAGCGAAAGCAGGGACUCUCCUGCUCGCGACACAUUUAACACUGUAUGGCACUGAUGUCUUCCUGUGAAGAGCCACAGAGCUACAUUUGUAAUGCCAACGUCAGUCCUCAGAUUGAAAAAAAA
Messenger RNA from Stegastes partitus (bicolor damselfish), 1529 nucleotides. RefSeq names its product gamma-interferon-inducible lysosomal thiol reductase-like. Lineage: Eukaryota; Metazoa; Chordata; Actinopteri; Pomacentridae. Gene Ontology annotation, molecular function: oxidoreductase activity, acting on a sulfur group of donors, disulfide as acceptor. Gene Ontology annotation, cellular component: lysosome. Bases 51 to 827 code for a protein of 258 amino acids. The transcript has 7 exons. The record is from RefSeq and is a predicted model, not a curated record.